UUGUAUUCUAAAAAGUAGUGAGACUUCAGACUAGGGAUGUACUCUCCUUCAUUCCCAGGGAUAUAAAACUGGUUUGCUUCAGCAUCUUUCAUGGUGUGUUGGAAAUGAAAGUCAACUGGGCAAUUUAGUGUCCUCAGAAAACAAAUCUCCGGGAACUAUGCCUUUAAACACUUUUUCUGUGCUACUGUGCCAUUCAGGUUUAUGUAGCAAGUGGUACAAUUAAAUUUUCUUUGCUCUUGCACCAACUCCUACAUGAAAAACAAAAAUAUUUGUGCAGACAAACACAUUAGUAAAAUUGAAAAGACAAACCACCUACAGACACAGCUCCUCAGUACCCAGAGCUUCCUGAACAGGGAAUUUUAUUACUCAGUGCUUUCAAAUUUGUCUUAGUGUAAAACCUAGUAUUAGAAAAGCACAUGUGGUUGAUUGUGAGUUCAGUUGUUCUAUCUAAAAGGUGCGUGAAAUGUCGAAAGUAACAGUGUACUACUAUUCAUGCAUUUGCAGCACAAAAAUUUGAAGAAAUAAAUACUGUAGGUUUGAAAUUGAAUUGGGGAGUGUAAAAUUCUGAAGUGGGUAAAUUUUGCUUGCUAUCCAUUGGAAGGAGCAGUAAGUUUUAUAUUUCAACAUUGAUUCAUGUCUGCUACCAGCAUUUUAAGAGAUUGGACAGUUAGAUACUUUGCUAAAACCAGCUGUCUGACUGCAGCUUUGGUGUACUUGAGUGUGCAUUUGCAGUUUGAAGGUGUCAUGGUCUUAAUUACAAAAAGAGAGAAAAUCUUUGAAAAGUCUGAAGUGAUGCUGGCUGCAUUGAUCCCAUGCUAGAUUAGAAAGUGCCUUUAAAUAAAGGCAACAAACUGUGAUUGAAUAACUUAUUUCCUAAUUUGGAGAAAAUCUUUGGCAUGAAUAGAAGACUUUCCUAAAUCUAAUUAGUUUUGCUUUAGCUGCCUGUAGUGUCUGUAGAUAGCAAUUGUGCAUUGGUCAAACAACAGCAUAACUGGCUUGAUCAGUGCUAGAACUUGUGAAACACACAAAUACCAUCAGUUAUUCAUUAUUUCUUCAGAAGCCUUUGCUAUUUUGAGUAAAGUCUGUGCCUGAAGAUAUUUUACAGCAAAACUGAAACAGCCAAAAGAAGAACAACGAAAGGAAAUGUUUUCUGUAGUUUUCCCUUUUUGAAGAAAUAUGCAAAUGCAGGAAGAAAGUGUUUAAUGUGUUAUGAAGACAGUGUGUAAAGACAAAACAACCUAAAUGUUGAAUUUGAGUGUUAGAUGCAUACCUUGGCUGGUACCAAGCUAAAUACAAUCUGUAUCUGUUUUAAACCUCAUCUGGCAUCAGCCUCUGGAGAGUUUUCAAUAAGGUGUGUUAAGGCCACAAUCUCAGUUUUUUGUUAAAGGUCUGGGUUUUAGAAAAUUCUUUAAUGCCUUGUUCAGAAUUUUGCAAAUAUGCUGCAAUUAUUCUUACCAAAGGAGGCUGCACAGGAUUUUAAUGUCAGUACUUCAUGGCAUGAUUUGCAGUGCGUGCCCAGUACCCACCAGGUGCCCCUGUCAGGAGCAGAGCCCUUUGAAUCAGUCACACCGAAAAGCCCUGGGUGUAGAGAUUGAUUCAUCCCCAAGCCAAGCAGGUCACAAGUCCUGUUGGCUUCGUUAAACCUUGUCUUAGGCUACCUGACUGUUGAAAGGAUUCGUACUUCAAAAUGCAAUUUGUAUUUCCUCUGAUGCAGGGCAUGCGUGCAAGAGAACUUUCCCAGGGGCAGGGUGGUGGUGAACUCGUGUAUCCUAGAUAAGAGUGUUGGCUCGGGAGCAGCAGAAUCACAGAAUCAAUGAGGUUGCAAAAGACCUCUGAGAUCAUCGCGUCCGACUUGGGGCCGAUCACCACCUUGCAGCCGGACCAUGGCACCGAGUGCCACAUCCAGCCUUUCCUUAAACAGCUCCAGGGCCGGUUCCUCCACCGCCUCCCUGGGCAGCCCCUGGCCGUCUCUCACCACCCUAAGGGCAGAAUUAGCAGCCGCUGUCCCCGCAGCUGUCCCGGCUCAAGGGCGGCUGUUGUGUGAUGACAGCGCUGCUGUCCGGCGCGGUUCUACAUCCCUGCACAUCGGCAAACCCAUCUCUUCAAGGGGCAGAGGAGGUGUUUUGGGGUUGGAUGAAAGCAGCCCCGGCCCUCUCCAUCCCCGUGCCCGGUCCUUGAGCCCCACACGGUGUGGAGCUGUGACCGCCGGGAGCGCCCCGCUCCUCUCCCCGCGGAGGUGCCGUGGAGGGACCGAGGGCGCGGGGUGUGGGGGCUCGACGGGGCGGGGGAUCCCUGUCCCGGGCCGUGAGGGCAGCGCCGGCGCCCUCGCCUCUCCAGGGCGCGGGGAGAGGGCGGCGAGGACACCGCCCGCUGUCCUCGGCUCCGCCGCCCCGCCCCGGGCGCGCAGGUGUCGCACGGGGUGGGAUGUCCGCGGUGCCAUGGCGGGGGCUGCGAGGGACACCCCGGCGGGCGAGCAGGAGGGCUACAGGCUCUCGAUGUGCAGCAAGCUCUGCUAUGCCAUAGGAGGUGCCCCAAACCAAGUGGCAGGGAGUGCUGCUUCUUUCUUCCUGCAGAUCUACCUGCUAGACAUCGCCCAUAUUACUCCGUUUCAUGCCUCUUUGGUGCUGUUCAUUGGCAAAGCCUCAGGUGCAGUUACUGAUCCUGUUGCUGGCUUUUUUAUUAGCAAAAGUAGAUGGACAAAAAUUGGCCGACUGAUGCCUUGGGUGCUGGCAUGUACACCCUUCACGAUAGUCUCUUAUUUUUUAAUGUGGUACCUGCCUCCGUUUGUCUCAGGAAGAGUUGCUUGGUAUCUGACUUUCCACUGCCUUUUCCAGGCACUGACCACAUUGUUCCAAGUACCAUACUCUGCCCUCACCAUGUUUCUCAGCACGGACCAGAAGGAGAGAGAUUCUGCAACAGCGUAUCGAAUGACCAUGGAAGUGCUUGGGACCUUGAUUGGAGCUGCACUUCAGGGGCAGAUUGUGGCCAGCGCUCACGUCUCUCCCCACUGCGCUGUGAAUCCCUCAGCAAACACCACUGACUCCUGGCAUGACACUCCCAGCAUUCCAGACCCCUCAGAUCCCCUGUCUCAUCAAGCAAAAGUUUACAUGAUUGCAGCAGGGGUCAUAGCAGGUGUGUAUCUCCUUGGAAUUGUCGUUCUUUUUCUUGGAGUAAAAGAAAGGGAUGAUCCAUAUGCCUUAAAUUCAGACAGAGCAAUUCCUUUUUGUAAGGGGCUUGCACUCACCAUGAAGCAUGGUCCAUAUGUGAAGCUUACAGCUUCAUUUCUUCUCAUCUCGACAGCAGUUCAGCUGGAGCAGGGAAACUUUGUCCUGUUCUGCACUCACGCUGCUGGCCUCCGCAAUCACUUCCAGUAUUUGGUGGUGACCAUCUUGGUAUCAGCAGUGGUGAGCGUUCCCUUCUGGCAGAAGUUUCUGCAGAGAUUUGGCAAGAAGUGUGCAGCAUGUGGGAUUUCGUGGGUGCCCUAUGUGGAGAAGAAAUUAUCUACUCAAAACCUGAUCCUGGCUUACUUCGUGGCCUUCGUCUCUGGUCUGAGCAUUGCAGCAUCUCUUCUCUUGCCAUGGUCAAUGCUGCCUGAUGUUGUUGAUAACUUUCGCCUUCAGAAUCCUCAUGGGAAAGGACAUGAAACCAUUUUCUAUUCUUCUUAUGUUUUUUUUACCAAGAUGUCAGCAGGAAUUGGCUUAGGAAUUUCUGCAGCAGGACUGGAGUUUACUGGGUACAAGCCAGGGAUAUGCAGACAGUCAGAUGAUGUGAUCCUCACACUGAAACUCCUCAUUGGAGCAGUCCCUGCCAUCCUCAUCCUUUUAGGUUUAUUUAUACUUCUUUUCUACCCCAUCACUGAAGAAAGUCGGAAAGAAACAAAGCUUGCCCUUGAAGAGUUAAGGAGAAGCCAUCAAAACACAGACAGCUUGGACAGCCACAAAAAGGACACCUCUGUCUGAAAGCUCUGAAUGCAGUGGCUUUCCAAAUACAGACUCACAUCCCAUCAACAACUCUGUGAGAGUUUUCUAGGUCAUUUCUCUGCUCACAUUUUAUCAAAAAGUACAAAGGAUGAUUCUGACAUAGCCAGUAAUGAAAUCAAGAGAGGAGACCCUGGUGCAAAUAUACACCUAACUCCAUGUACUGUGCUAGAAAAGACAUUGCACAUGUUCAGAAAUGCAAGCUAUUGAAGGCUUGGGGAUUUUUGUUUGGUUUUUUUCAGUGAUUCAUGGGAAGCUGUGAUCCUGUUCAUGGGAGAUUUUAUGCAUUUGUAAAUUAAGAGAAAAAAAAAAAAAAAAGAGUAAAUGUGACCAGAGCAUCUUUGAAGGUUCUGAAUUGGAAAAUACUCACAAGGGUCAUUGAGUCCAAUUCAUGAUGCACCAUCCAAGUAUUAACUCACAAUAUGCUUCACCCUUGGGGGCUAGGGUGGAUUUUCAGCACAAUCUCUACCUGUAACUUGCACACUAUUGUGUUUGGAAAGCACUUGGGAACUUGAAGUAUACUAUAUGAAGUUAGGAUUUAUUUUGUUUUGAAAUUAAGCAAAUCACUCAUGCAAACAUAUUUUGAGGAUUUUUUUUCAUUUUUUUUUGAAAGAGAUUUUGAUAUAAUCUAAGUUUAUAGAUUCUACAAGAAAUAGAACUCUGCAUUUCCUGUUACUGAUGUUUUCUGAAACCUGUAAACUGAUCUCUGUUAGAGAAUGAGAACUUCGCGUUUUCAAAAUCAACAUCUCCCCUGAUGAUACGAAAAAUCAUAGUCCCUUCCAAAAAUUAUGUAAUUCAAAUUUCUUUAAAUUUUGGCCUUUAAGUAAUCACUAUACCCAUUUCUCACAUGGUGUAGGCUCUCUGCCUCACAAAAAACCAUGGCAUGGGUAUUAGUCUUAGUCUGCACCUAUUUUGUAAUAAUGAGACUAUACCAGUCUUUUAGAUGGUGGCUUUUUUCAGUCAGGGAUGUUAUCAUGCUUUAGAUAGAUCAACUCAUUUCUACUAUAGAUUUAUACUGUUGAGCACACUUUUUAAAAGAAAGACACACCUAAUCUCAGGCACCUUCUGGAGCACUGAAGUUCAGACCUGUUCAUUCUUGGCUUCUGUGAUGGUUCCAGAGACUGGCUCCAAGCCUAAGCUAAAAUGAUGGGACUCUGAAGACAUAUCUAAAUCUGGAAGGGAGAGUGAGGAACCCAAGAGGUUUGUUCACCUUGAAGAAAUUAUCACAAUGCAAGACAAGCCAUGAGUUUCAUCCCACUGCCUUCCCUGUGUGCCUCUGUGAGUGCCUUUUUGCUUUACCAGAAGUGCCUUUGGAGGAGAGGCUUGCUGCUGUUCCAGAGCACCUGGAGGAAGUGGCCACCUGUAAUUUGCUCAGGGCCAUCAGGGAAGUGACUCACAGUGCUGGGCUGGAAAACUGAGAAAGAUUUUGCUGAAGGACGCUGGGAUGUAAAAUCAGUGCAACCACGGAGCGUCUCAUUGAGUUUGAUACUGAAACCUUGUCAGGCAGGUUUGAAGUCAAAGGCCUUAUGAACUGUCCUCAAAAUGCUUAAUUGUGAGGGUGCUUCUGAGGUAUAUUUGGAGUGUAUGUGGGUAAGAGUUAACUUCAUUUAGGAUUUCUGUUGACUUGCCAUCUAAGGCUGGGGUUUUUUGUUUUCUUCGUUGUUUCAGUUUUUGGACAAACCAAGAUAUGUUUGCUUGGGGCAUAUGUGUUUACAACAAUAAAAACCAUAAGCCUGUUUACAAUUUUGAGUCUGAUGGAAUUUGAAAUAGCAGAUUUACUGCCCUUUGAAGUAGUUAAGUUAUGUAGCAAUAUCACAUAGCUCCAAAACAUCGCAGAGAACAGUUUGCAGCAUUGGAUUUAAUCUGUAAUAUUUGUGUAUUUCUGAAUAGUCACAUUUAAAAAUAAUCAGAAGGCCCAGUAAAGGCUGUUAAUGCUUUUUAAUGGGAUAUGUUUUCAGCUACUAUAAAUCUGUAGCUACAAGGCAGUGGGUCCAUGUCAGUUUAUAUUAACUGAACACUUUGCCCAGUGAUAAAAGGGCUGCAGAAAGUGGUGGCUGGGGUUGAGCCAUUUGAAUGUGGCUUACAAUACUAUUUCCAGAUCAGUUGUGCAGUUGCCUCUAAAACUGUAUAACACCCAGUCUGAAUUCAGACUCUUGGAAGGUAAACUUGGU
Molecule: messenger RNA, 6148 nt
Organism: Onychostruthus taczanowskii (white-rumped snowfinch)
Lineage: Eukaryota; Metazoa; Chordata; Aves; Passeriformes; Passeridae
Gene: MFSD2B
Product: major facilitator superfamily domain containing 2B
Biological process (GO): carbohydrate transport
Cellular component (GO): membrane
Molecular function (GO): symporter activity; sphingolipid intramembrane carrier activity
Source: RefSeq, a predicted model, not a curated record